This is a messenger RNA of Sphenostylis stenocarpa, 549 nucleotides long. The record is from the annotation of a GenBank genome assembly. Lineage: Eukaryota; Viridiplantae; Streptophyta; Magnoliopsida; Fabales; Fabaceae.
AUGACAAAGAGAGGGAACCAAUGCCAUGACGCUGAUUCUGGAAACGCCAAGCGUAAGAGGCACUUGCUGUUUUGGGUCUUGGCAGCGGUUAUCCUCGUAGCUCUAUGCUCCAUCUUCGCUGCCUCCAUCACCCUCAAAUGGUCCUCAACCAACAACCUUGAUUUCGAUUCUACCAUUCUUGAAGAUCUCGAUGAGGUGGAGGAGAGAGAGAAGGUGGUGAGAGAGAUGUGGGACGUGUACAGUCGCAGUCACGCAAACGCCGUUGGAUUACCAAAGUUUUGGGAAGAAGCCUUUGAAGCAGCUUACGAGGAAUUGGUGAGUGAUGUUGGUGGAGUCCGAGACGGUGCCGUUUCAGAGAUUGCCAAGAUGUCUCUGCGAUCUCUUCCUCGUCAAUUCAACCCGGUCAGCUCAAACUCAAACCAACACUUUGUCUUGACAAAUUCCGUGCACACAUACAUAUUGCUUCUUUUGCUUCCAUUCGUCAUUUAUGCGGGGAUAGGUACAACUCUAAAUCCGAGAGGGGAAGUAGAUGAGAAAGCUCUGCAUUAA